Molecule: messenger RNA, 1252 nt
Organism: Dreissena polymorpha
Lineage: Eukaryota; Metazoa; Mollusca; Bivalvia; Myida; Dreissenidae
Product: protein real-time-like
Exons: 4
Coding region: 1-978 (325 amino acids)
Source: RefSeq, a predicted model, not a curated record
AUGAGACGCAUUGGGAAGCGUUCAGUGAGGAAGAAAGGAUACGUGACUUGUUUCACAGUCUGGAUAAGGGCGGCUUCGACUCCGAGGACAUGGGAUUUCUCAAUAACCACACCAAAACUUGGAGGAUACCGGUAUAAAACUAUUAAAUUGUCUAAUAACAGCCUUCGUCGAUUUCUUGUGGCCUGUGAUUGGGAUUUGUCGUCUGCCGCGGCGAGACUUCGGGACACGCUGCAGUGGAGACGAGAGUACAAACCCCAGCACGUUAUCUGCCAUCGGUGCAGAGAGACGCCGGGAUGUCAUUCCAUGAGACAGGUUGGGUUUGAUAAAGAUGGCCGCCCUGUUCUGUACAUGUGCUUUGCUCAGUGCUCCACGACGGAACAAACUGUAGAUGGCGCUGUUCAACACGUCAUAGCGCUACUAGAGAACGCGGCCAAGAGCUCCGACCAAGAAUCUUGCGGUUACGUCUGGGUACUGGACCUUCAAGGUUUCAAAUUCUUCUCCAGUCAAAAGAUUGCCGUUGCCAUAGAGAAGGUGGUUUCUAAGCAUUACCCAGAACUGCUUGAAGCCCUUCUAGUCGUCAACCCGGGUUUGUUUUUCCACACAGUCUGGCAUGCCAUGCGACGAUUCAUUGACCAAAACACGAGAAGCAAAAUUCAUCUGUAUCGAGAUAAACCCCGGCUUCAAGAAAAGUUCCAUAAUCUCUUUCCUUGCGAGUUACGAGAAUGGUUGUUCAAUGAGAUCAAUCUCAACCUAAACAGCCAAUAUCCAAAAGCCCAAAAAACAUUUUGGAAAUAUAACCAUGGCGACAUGCACGACCCAAGAGGAUGCGCAAGCUAUGUGCAGAAAUAUGUCGACAAUAUCACUCUGGCUGAUUAUGAAGACUCCUUUGAUAGGACUUUCCACUUGCCGCACAAGAAUGUAUUAGAUGAAGUUUUGCUUCGCGGCAAGUUUAAAGCUUGCGGUAUGAAAUAUCACUAACGGACACUAGAUAACACUGUGAUAUAUUGUUCUAUAAAUAGGUACUCACUGUGAUGAACUUGCGAACAAUGUUUAAUUUGUUAAAAAAUUAUGUACUAUCUGAAAUAAUAAAAUGUUAUUUAUUAAACAACUGUUCAGAAGGUGUUAACCUCUAUGCUGUUUAGAAGUUAUUUUGCACACUUAUAUUUAUAUUAUACUGUUCACAAGUAUCACACAUUAUUAUUAUUUGUUUUCAAUAAAGCUUUUGAAUUUAGAAUAAAUGAAAUGUGUCCAA